AUGUGCCACAUUGAAGUUCUAAGUGUCCCAGUAGGUGGCUCCACCGGAGAAACACUAAUGAUCCAACCUGCUGCAGGCUCUGAUGUCACUUCAGGCACAGGCACUAUUACCUAUACGACAACACAGCUAACAGAGCCUAAUGCUGCCCAACCCAUCCAGUACACAACUCUAAGUAAUGAUGUUAUUAAUCUCUUGUCACAUGUGGACUCAAGUAAAGAAAGUACUAGUUCAGAUCUGACAACAGAAAAGGCAGUAACAGUUGUUGCCAAACCCUUAGAUUGUUCGGUAUGUGCUAAAUCCUUUGCACAAAAGCGUACCUUAUGGUCUCAUAUGUUGGAAGCUCAUCCAGAUUUACAUUGUUGUUCAGAAUGUUGUGCAGCAUUUACCUCGCCUGAAUAUCUUAAUCAGCAUAAGGUCCAACACCAGAAACUGCAUGUGUGUUCAAGAUGUGGAAUGGCAUUCACAAACAAAUCAUCACUAAACAGACAUAGACAGCAGAUGCAUACAGGAGCUGCUGCUGCAGUAGAAGAUAAAGUGUUUGGUUGUGGAUCAUGUGAUGCCAGGUUCCACCAACAAUGUGACUUGCGAAGACAUGUGCUAGGACACACUGGUGAAAAGCCUUACAGAUGCAAACACUGUGAUGCUGGAUUCACCAGAACAUCAAGCCUUAAUAAACAUAUGAGAAUCCAUACUGGAGAGAAGCCUUAUACAUGUGAAGUGUGUGACCAGUCCUUCUCUUAUAGAAUUAGGAAGAUCAUGUCCCUGACAAGUCAUGCAUCCAGUCUGAAAAUACAUCUUUCAGAUAUGCCAUUUAACAGUAGAGGUACCAUUGGUACUGUGGCCCACCAUAGGGAUGAAACUUUCAAGAAACUUUUAUACAAAUAUCAAAUGACAGCAAAACAUUAUGAAAAUUGA
Molecule: messenger RNA, 915 nt
Organism: Penaeus monodon (black tiger shrimp)
Lineage: Eukaryota; Metazoa; Arthropoda; Malacostraca; Decapoda; Penaeidae
Product: zinc finger protein 724-like
Exons: 4
Coding region: 1-915 (304 amino acids)
Biological process (GO): regulation of transcription by RNA polymerase II
Molecular function (GO): RNA polymerase II cis-regulatory region sequence-specific DNA binding; DNA-binding transcription factor activity
Source: RefSeq, a predicted model, not a curated record